AUGGAGGAAUCAUUAGACGGCCGCGAGGGUGGCGCAGGCGCAAGUGGUUUCGACUCGGCGGCCAUCUUGAAUGAUGACGUAUCACCCACUACCAGUUUCUGUUAUAACAUCCCUAAUCUUUUCAAUAGUCUUGGUCCUGGAUCUGUGUUAUGUGAACGUCCGGACAAUGAACCCAGUGAAACUUACACGCCGAACGUAGAACCAGCAGACGAAAGCACUGAACACCAGCAGUUUGAAGAUGAUGAGGAGUAUUCUCCGAAAUCAAGUGAGCAGUUUUUGAAUUUAACCACGUUUUCGAACGUGCAGCUCGAGCAGCUUGAGGCAGCUUUCCAUAAGACGCACUACCCUGACGUCUUCUUUAGGGAGGAGCUGGCGAUGAGGAUCGACCUUACUGAAGCUAGAGUUCAGGUUUGGUUCCAAAAUCGACGAGCGAAGUGGCGGAAACAGCAAAAGGCUGGCUGUGAAGGAUACUCUGCUGCCCCGAGAGGGCCAAGAUCUCCUGACGAAAGAUCACCAUCAGCUUUAGCUUUGGAGAUGAGGGAUUUCAUCACCAUACCUGUAUCAUCAACCCAAAUGAUAAACUUAAAUGACACUCAGACACAAGUUUACGCGACCAAAUCAAAGCCAUCACCACCAGCCAUUCACAUAUCAGCGCUACCAACGAGACAGAACCCUCAAGUCGACCUCCCAUCAUUUUCCAUACCCCUACAAUAUAACCUAGGAAGCUUCAAGAAAAUCGGCGAAGACGUACACCUAGACCUAGAAACAUCAGAUCAAAACAACUGGGACGCUAGAAUGAUACCUAAUUUCAACCUGAUGAAUUUAAAACCUUUAAUAGAAACGAGAGAUAACGUUGACAUGGAAUUAAAAUAUGAGGUUAAAAAUGAAAAUAGAGUGAAUUUCAAUGAAAUACAAACUGUUCAAGCUAUUGAGAGUGACGACUUACUUGGUAAAGAGACAGUGAAUGAAGGGCAAACAAUAUCACCAGAUUUUGAAAUACAAAGGUUUCAAAAUUAUCAAAAUGAAAACGAGAAAAGAUUUAGGGAACAGAGCUUCGAAGACUCCAUCAUGGAAGAUGGGAGGAAUGAUUUCGUUUGCGAUGGAGAUUUUCUAUGCAAGAAUAAUUUUGAGAAAGUCGUUGAGAAACGCAAUGAAUUCGAGGAGUGCCAUCUUUUAGAUAGUGAUAAUACUGUUGGUAUAAGUAAUUUUGAAAAUGCCCUGUAG
Spodoptera litura is the source of this 1224-nucleotide messenger RNA. The record is from RefSeq and is a predicted model, not a curated record. Lineage: Eukaryota; Metazoa; Arthropoda; Insecta; Lepidoptera; Noctuidae.